Molecule: messenger RNA, 1578 nt
Organism: Exophiala oligosperma
Lineage: Eukaryota; Fungi; Ascomycota; Eurotiomycetes; Chaetothyriales; Herpotrichiellaceae
Exons: 1
Coding region: 1-1578 (525 amino acids)
Biological process (GO): transmembrane transport
Molecular function (GO): transmembrane transporter activity
Source: RefSeq, a predicted model, not a curated record
AUGUCCGUGUACCUGAAUACGGCGGCCUCAGAAUUCAACGGUAUCGUGCAGUACUCCACGUUGGCCGUGGUGCAGAGCAUGAUCCUGGCGGCGGGGAAACCAGUCUUUGCGAAAGUCGCCGAUGUCAUCGGUCGAGCGGCGACGCUGGCCUUGUCGGUCGCCGUCUUCACCGUCGGCACUGUCACCAUUUCGUCGUCGCAGAACAUGGGCGGUCUGGCGGCGGGGAUGGUUUUCUUUUCCCUGGGGAACACCGGGGUCACAUUUAGCCUUCAACUCCUGGUGGCGGACCUGACGUCCCCUCGCUGGCGGUGCGCCAUCUCCAACGCUUUGGCCAUUCACUUCAUCAUCAAUUUUGGCAUCGCCUCCAAAAUCACCAACGCUCUGGUGCCGCAAAGCUGGCGGUGGGGGGUGGGCAUGUUCACCAUCAUCAACCCCUGCGUGACGGGGCCCAUCGUCGCCGUACUGGGAUGGCAGCAGUACCAGUCGGCCCGUCGAGGCGCCAUCCGCAAGUACCCGUACGAGGGCCUGGGAUUCUCGCGCUCCGUUUGGUCCUUUGUCGUCGACGUUGACCUUCUCGGACUGACGUUCUUUGCCGGCGGCUUUCUCCUUCUACUCCUCCCGUUGACCAUCGCCGACAGGGCACCCGAUGGGUACAAGAGCGGCUACAUCGUCGCCAUGUUUGUCCUGGGUGGGGUCAUGCUCCUGCUGUGGCCGCUCGUCGAACUCCGGAUGCCGCGCCCGUUGGUGCGACUGCGCACCUUCUUCGCCAAUCCGGACGUAAUUGUCCCGGCGUCCAUCCUCUUCGUCGAUCAGUUUUCCGUGGCCAUGACCAUGACACCCGCAUUCCAGUGGAUCGAAAUCACCCAUGGCUGGAGCACGGGCGACGCGACCUACUUCCUUUACACCCAGUCGCUGUGCCUGGUCGUCUUCAGCGUCCUGGCCGGCUCGCUCGCCACGUACACCGGGCGCUACCAGCGCGUGUGCAUCGCCGGCGCCUGCGUCCGCAUGAUCGGCCUGGGCCUGAUGUUGAAAUACCGCACCUCUCACGCCACUACAUUCCAGGUGGUAAUACCCCAGGUCCUCAUGGGCCUCGGCGGCGGGCUCAUGACUGCCAACGUCACUGUAGUCGCUCAGGCCGCUGUACCACACGAUGAGCUCUCCAUCGUGACUGGAUUCGUGCUGUUGGUCCUCGAGCUUGGCUCCGCCAUCGGGAGCGCCACGGUCGGGGCCGUGCAACAAACACUCCGCGCCAGCCUGCACCACUACCUGGACCCCAUCACCGGCGGCAACGCCACCGUGGUCAACCUCAUCUACGCCCAGGGUAGUCGCGCCGUCGCCGGUUUCCCGUUGGGCACCCCGAUCCGUGACGCGACCGUCCACGCAUGGUCCGAUAUCAUGCACAAGUUGAUCGUCGGCGCACUCACACUGGCCGCGGUGAACCUCGUCACCUGUCUGGUUUUACCCGACCAUGUAUUGAAAGACAAACAACAGAAUAACGUGGAAGACGAGACUGUCGGAAUUAUGCCUCCCCAAGCCGUCCUACCUAAGUCGAACCGACGCGCACACAGGGAGGCUUGA